UUUUGAAUUUUCAUUUCUUUGAUUACGGUUCUUGUUUUUAUUAAUUUCCUUAAUAGAGAAGUUUUAUUUUUUAAUUUUUUUAGUACUAUAAUUUUAAAGAAGUUUUUUUUUUUUAGCCGUUUAGGGUUUAAAGGAACAAAUAAACUCUUGGGAAACCUCAACCAAAUUAUAUGCAUAGCUGAUAGCUGUUUGCCUGUUUCCAAGAAAAAUGUACUCAUAUUAGAUUCAAUUUCCUUCUUUUUUCAAGGAAAAAAUUUUUGGAAGUCGGAAACUAAAAACUCUUAGGGUUUAGCCAUCUCUCUUAUUUAUAUCUCCAAAUCACUAUUCACGGAUCUUUCUAAUGUAACAUGGCUGAGCAACAAACUCCGUCCGCUGAGAAUCAAAGUAGUAGCACUACACCCGUUUCCCUGACUCUGUUGGAUCCAGAUGUUCUCGAAUGCCCUAUUUGCUGCGAGCCCCUGAAGAUUCCUAUAUUUCAGUGUGAAAAUGGCCAUCUAGCCUGUUCUCAGUGCUGCGAAAAAGUGAAGAAGAUUUGCCCGUCCUGUAAAUCACCGAAUGGGUACAGUCGUUGCAGAGCCAUGGAGAGAGUCAUUGAAGCAUGUAGAGUGUCAUGCCCAAAUUCCAAAUACGGGUGUAAAGAAAAUACCUCGUUUGGAAAUCGCUCUAGCCAUGAGAAGCAGUGUCUUUUCGCCCCUUGUUUCUGCCCCGUGCCCUUGAAUGAUUGCAACUAUGUUGGCUCAGACAAAAAUCUCCGCAACCACAUUCGUGCUAAACACAAGGACCAUGUAAUUCCGAUUGUGUUUGAUACUCCUUUAACCCUUGUCAUGGGCUCGAGCGAGAAGAUUGUCUGUUUUCAGGAAAAGAAAGAUGGGGAACUGUUUGUGGUUCAAGCUUUUCGCAAAUCGUAUGGUUUGGCUGUCAGCGUGAACUGCAUUGCACCAUCGGCGCAUGGGCUCGGAAGAUUCUCCUGCUGUAUGGAUGUGAUAAUUGAUCCUUGUAUCAAACUAAAGCAGGCAUUCACGGUUAGGGAAAUCCAGAAGAAGAUUCAUGAAGAGCCCAAGGAUAGUUUUAUGUUGAUUCCCUCGCAUAUGUUAAUGCUUACUGACUGGAGCUUCGGUAUUGAUAUUUGUUUCAGCCGUGGCAUGGAUAGUUUUAUUCGUGCUUGAGUGCUUUGUACUGCGCAGUGUUUGUCCCGUGUGUCUACUAAUGUGGUUGUUUUGUAAUCCUAUAACGUUGCGCGCUACUAAGGAAUUAGAUUUUUAAAAA
This is a messenger RNA of Brassica napus (rape), 1266 nucleotides long. RefSeq names its product E3 ubiquitin-protein ligase SINA-like 10. Lineage: Eukaryota; Viridiplantae; Streptophyta; Magnoliopsida; Brassicales; Brassicaceae. The record is from RefSeq and is a predicted model, not a curated record. Gene Ontology annotation, molecular function: zinc ion binding. The transcript has 2 exons. Bases 348 to 1166 code for a protein of 272 amino acids.